ACAGAAGAAGAGAAAGCAGAUGCGUGGGCUCGAACUGUAGAUGUCAUCAAGACAUACAGCGACGAGAUGGUGCGACGCUGGAACGCAGAGAUCGAUACCUUGCUUGUUUAUGCGGGCUUGUUUUCUGCUAUCCUGACGGCCUUCAAUGUCCAAUCGUACCCCCUUCUCCAACCGAACGCACCUGACCCUGUGUUGGUCACCUUACAGCAAAUCUCGCAGCAACUCAGCGGCUACACGGUCCACGCGCAGAAUGUAACGUCUUCGUCUUCAGCCCCAGCACGGUCUGAUGUUUGGCUAAACAUCCUGUGGUUCUCGAGUCUCAUCUGCAGUCUCUCCUCCGCGUCCAUCGGCAUCAUGGUCAAACAAUGGCUAAACGAGUACAGCACUGGCCUCUCCGGGUCCUCCCACGAGAUCGCUCGCCUUCGUCAACACCGUUUGGACAACCUCGCGAAAUGGCGCGUCGCGGAGAUCGUCGCACUUCUCCCC
Messenger RNA from Epithele typhae, 486 nucleotides. RefSeq lists its product as uncharacterized. The transcript is spliced from 2 exons. The annotation marks the transcript as partial. NCBI's taxonomy places the organism in Eukaryota, Fungi, Basidiomycota, Agaricomycetes, Polyporales, Epitheliaceae. The record is from RefSeq and is a predicted model, not a curated record.